Dictyostelium discoideum AX4 is the source of this 9294-nucleotide messenger RNA. RefSeq lists its product as hypothetical. The coding region runs from base 1 to 9294 and encodes 3097 amino acids. The record is from RefSeq and is a predicted model, not a curated record. Gene Ontology annotation, cellular component: membrane. Lineage: Eukaryota; Evosea; Eumycetozoa; Dictyosteliales; Dictyosteliaceae. Gene Ontology annotation, molecular function: acyltransferase activity; transferase activity; oxidoreductase activity. The transcript is spliced from 7 exons.
AUGGAUAGCCAAAAUAUUAAAUAUGGUGAUAAUGAUGUCGCAAUUAUUGGUAUUGGUUUAAGAUUACCAAGUUCAAUUAAUAGGCCAUCAGAAUUAUGGGAAGGUUUUUUAGCUGGUUUUGAUGGAAUUGUUGAAACGACAAAUAGAUGGAGCGAUUCAUUUGCCUCAAUGGAUGAGAUUUCAAGUAAAUAUGCAGGUUUAAUUGAUUUAGAUGAAUGGAUGUCAUUUGAUCCUUUAUUUUUUGGUAUUAUUCCAACAGAGGUACCAUCAAUUGAUCCUCAACAAAGAUUACUUUUGAAAUGUACAUGGGAAGCAUUUGAAGAUGCAAAUAUUGAUCCAUUUAAACUCAGAGGUACCAAUACAUCUGUAUAUGUAGGUGCAAGUUCAUUAGAUUAUGCAUCUAUAAAUGUUGAUUUUGAUGAAACACCAAUGAACAUUUUCAAUUCAAAUAUGUCAGGUGUUUCAAAUAGAAUAUCAUAUUGUUUUGAUUUUAGAGGUGCAAGUUUAACAAUUGAUACAGCAUGUUCAAGUUCAUUAAAUGCAGUUCAUCUUGGUUAUAAAUCAAUUAUUAGUGGAGAAUCAGAUUAUUCAAUUGUUGGUGGUUGUAAUUUCAUUAUGAGUCCACAUACAUCAAGAUCAUUUGAAUCUGCAAAUGUUACAAGUAAAACUGGUAAAAGUAAAGCAUUUGAUCAAGAUGCAAAUGGAUUUGUUCGUUCAGAAGGAGUUGUAUCAAUCAUUUUAAAGAAAAUGUCAAAAGCAAUUCAAGAUGGUGAUCAAAUUUAUUCAGUUAUCAAAGGUACAAACAGUAAUGUAGAUGGUAAUUUAAACAAAGGUAAUUUCUUUGCACCAUCAAAACAAUCACAAGCAAAUAAUAUUAAAAGUGCAAUGGAAUCUUGUAAUAAAGAAACUACCAAUAGUACACCAAUCGCUUUAAAUGAUAUUGAUUUCUUUGAAUUACACGGUACAAGUACUCAAAUUGGUGAUCCAAUCGAAUGUGAAGGUGUAUCAAGUGUAUUUAAAGAAUCAAGAGAAAAACCAUUAUUAAUUGGAUCAAUUAAAGCAAACAUUGGUCAUUUAGAACCAGCAAGUGGUGUUGCAAGUUUAGCAAAAGUAGCAUUAAUGUUUAAACAUCGUCAAUUUGUAAAAAACAUUAAUUUCGAUAAACCAAAUCCAAAUAUUAAAUUUGAUGAAUGGAAAAUUAAAGUCUGUACAGAGAAUACACCAUUCCCAAAUAAUAAGAAAGUAUCAAUUGCAAUCAAUUCCUUUGGUAUUACAGGUAGUAAUGUAUGUUUAAUUUUAACUGAGUAUAUUAAACCAACAACUACAAAAACCACAAAUGGUACAGCAAUCUUAUCAACAUUUCCAUUGCUUUCGACUACUACAACUGCAACAACUAACAAUAAUGGAAAUCAAAAGUAUUUAAUACCAAUUUCAGCAAAUUCAAAACCAUCAUUAGAAUCAUAUAAAGAAAAAUUAAUUAAUUCAAGUAAAGAAUUUUCAGAAACUAUUAAUUUUAAAGAUUUUGUUAAAUAUCAAUUAGAUUCAAAAACUUUAAAAUUAACUCAAAGAUCAGUUAUUAUCGCAAGUAAUUGGGAAGAAGCUGGAAGCACUCAAUCAAUUAUAACAACUAAUUCAAAUAGAUCAGGAAAUAUUAUUAAAGAUACCAAUAAGAAUCCACAGUUAGUAUUCGUUUUUAGCGGUCAAGGUCCACAAUGGUCAAAAAUGUUCACUCAACUUUAUGAUCAAGAACCAAUUUUCAAACAAAAAACUGAUCAAAUUGAUUCAUUAUUAUCAAAACAUUAUGGUUAUUCAAUUUUAAAUAAAUUAAAUUCAAUUAAAGAUGAUGAUACAGUUACAAUUAAUGAACCAAUUUUAGCACAACCAUCAGUAUUUAUGAUUCAAAUGGCAUUGAUUGAAUUAUAUAAACAUUGGGGUAUUUUAGCAUCAAUUUCAAUAGGUCAUUCACUUGGUGAAGUUUCAAGUGCAGUUUGUUCAGGUAUGAUUGAUUUAGAAACUGGAUGCUUUAUCAUAUAUCAUCGUUCAAGAUUACAACAACAAACAAGUGGUAGUGGUAAAAUGUUAGUAGCUUCAUUAAAUGAACAAAAGUUUAAUCAAGAAUUUGAUAAUUUUCAACAAAAAUAUCCAUCAAUUGAAAUCGCUUGUUUUAAUUCACCAUCUUCAAUCGUUUUAGCAGGUAAAGAAUCAGAAUUACAAGAAAUUUCAAAUAUCUUAAAAGAGCAAGAAACAUUUUCAAUAUUUUUAGGUGCUCAAUCAUCAUUCCAUUCAUCAUCACAAGAACCUAUUAAAGAUGAAUUAUUAAAACAAUUAAAAGAUAUUAAAUCAACCAAAUCAAAUAUCCCAAAUUUUUCAACCGUAACUUCAAAUUUAUUCAAUGAUGAUGACGAAGUUGCCCAACAACCUGAUGAAGCCAGUGCUCACAACACUAAUACAAUAACUUUAUUUGAUUCAAAAUAUGUUUAUGAAAAUGUUAGAAAACCAGUACAAUUUGAAAAAACAAUUAAAAAUGUAUUCAAUUACAUUGAAAAAAAAGGUUUAGGUAGUUCAGUAAUAUUUUUAGAAAUUUCAGCAUCACCAGUAUUAGGAAAUUAUAUUAGAGAAAUGAUACCACAAGAUUCAAACUAUUUCUUUAUUGAAGAUCAAACUAUAUCAGUAUUAUCAUCAUUAAAUAAAAAGAAUAAAGAUCAAGUAUUAGAAAUUCAAACAAGUAUAUCACAAUUAUAUUGUAAAGGUUAUAAUGUCAAUUUUAAUUGUUCAAAUCAAACAAACUCAUUAGAUUUUCAAAAUACUGAAUAUAAACAAUUAUCAGAUGUUUUAUUCAAGUAUUCAUGGGAUGAUGAAUCAUAUUGGUCUGUAGCUCCAUUAAUUUCAAAUUAUAUUAAAAAUGGACCAGCAAUUAAUCAAUUGGGUAAUCGUAAUGAAAGACAACCAUAUCAAUCAUACGUUUCAAUUAUUGAUAUUAAAAAAGAACCAUUUGAAUUUUUUAAAGGUCAUUCAAGUAGAAAUAGAGUAAUUUAUCCAGGUUGUGGUUAUAUUGAUAGUAUAUUAAAAGCAUUCCCAGAUCAAGAUUUAACAAUUCAAUCAAUGGAAUUUAAAUCUGCAGUUUUAUUAUUACCAUCAAUGAAAACUUAUUUAUCAACAAAUAUCACACCAAGUGGUAAAAAUGAAUAUCGUGUUUCAUUCCAUUAUAAGGAUAAAAAAACAAAUAAAUGGUCACUCUCAUGUAGUGGUAAAUUUUCAAUUACAAAACACAAUGAUGAAGUCGUUAGAAAAUUUGAUAUUGAAAAAUUAAAAGCAAAAACUAAUUUUGUAACCAUUCAAAAGAAAGAACUUUAUGAAACAAUUAAAUAUAAAGCACAAUUUACAUUUGAAGGUAAAUUCCAAAGUAUUGAAGAAGUUAGCUAUGGUCAUAAUUGUUGUUUAGCAAAAGUACCAUUAACAACAUUAUCAUCAUAUGAUAAUCAAUCAUUUUUAAAUUUAUGUGUAAUUGAUUCUGCUUUUCAACCAUUCUGUGCUGUAAAAGAGAAUAAAGAGCCAAUGUUAUUUUCAAGUAUUGAAAAUUUAAAAUUCUUUUCAAAAAAUAUACCAAAAUCAGCAGAAGAUAGAGAAAAACAUAAAUUUGUUUAUACAUAUACACAAAUAAAAGAAAAGAAAUGUGGAUCUUAUUUCGUUUCAAUUUUAACAAUGCUUCAAGAUGGUACAAUACUAUUCUUUUCGCCAUUGGUAGUUUACACUCAAUUAACACCAUAUAAAAAUCAAUACAUAAUUGAAAGUCCAAAUGAUAAUUUAUAUAAAAUUUGUUAUCAAUCAAAAGAUUCAACAUUACCAUCACCAUUAAUAUUAAAAGAUAAAUUUGAUCAAUUAAAUUUUGAAACAACUGAUGAGCAAUCACAAAUAAUUAGAAAAGCAUUAUCAAAUUGUUUAUUCGCAAUCUUUAAGAGAAAUAAUAAUUUAUUUACAAAAGAAGAAAUUAAAUCACAAUCAAUUGAUUAUUUAAUUGAAAAGUAUUGUUUAAUCAUUGAUAAUGAUGAUGAUAAUGAUGGUAUCGAUGAUAAUAGUAUAUUAGUUAAUGGUGGUGUAGCAUCAAUCGAUGAUAUGGUAUUAGCAAGUACAGCAGGAAAAGAAACAACAAUUUUAAAUAAUGGUAAAAGAGUAUUAGCCAAAUUAAUUUUCCAAAUUUUAAAAUCAAAUGUUGAUUUAAUCGAUUGGGAUAAUAUUGCAACAUUUACAAAUACAAGUUCAAAACAACAAUUAAAUAUUAUUCAAGCAAUUGAUAAUUUAAUUGUUACACCAUUAUCAGUAACAAAUCAAGUAACAGAAUCAGAUUUAAUUUCAAAAACUCAAUUAGAUAUUAUUAAUAAUAGAAUGAAAAUUAAACAAUAUGAAUUAAUUUCAAAUACAAUCGCAACAGAUUUAAUUAAACCAAUUAUAAAUAAUAGUAUUUUAUUCAGAAUUUUAGAAAUUAAUUCAGGAUUUGGAUAUUUAUCAGAAAUGAUAAUUAAUAAAAUUAAUCAAUUAUUAAUAGAAUUUGAAAAUAGUUAUGAAAUUGAAAUUGAAUUUACAUUCACAUUAAAUGGUACAAAUCAAGAUGAUAAUAAAGAAAUUUCAAAUUCAAUUAAAGAAAAGUUAACAAAUUUAUUAAUUUCAAAAUCAUCAAUAUCAAUCAUUUUUAAAGAAUUAAAUUUAAAUGAAUCAUUUUUAGAACAAAAAUUUAAUCCAUCUUAUUAUGAUUUAAUAGUUUUAACAAAUUUAUCAACAAUUACAAAUUUAAAUGAAUCAAUUGAAUUUAUAAAUUCAAUUUUAUAUCCAAAUGGUCAUUUAAUUAUAAUUGAUACAAAAAAUCAAUCAAACUUUCAAGAUUAUGAAAUUUUUGAACAAUUUUUAAUUUUUGAUAACUUUGGAGGUGGUAUUGUAGAUGAUAAUAUUGAUUGGAAUCAAAUAUUUCAAAAUAAUAAUUUAAAUAAUGCUAUUGUAACACCAAAUAUUCAACCACAUGUAAUUCAAGUUCAAAAAUCAAAAUUAUAUGAUAAGGUAAUGAGUACACUUGAUGAUAUAACAGGACCAUAUGAUCAAAUUAUUAUAAUUGGUGAUCAAAUGCAAGAUACAAAUGAAGAUCUUUUCCAAAAUCCAAUUAUGGAUAUUAAUAAACAAGGUACAGAUAUUUAUAGAAUUAAAACUAUUGAAGAAUUUGAAAAACAUUGUUUAACAAUACCACCAACAGAUAAAUCAAUUUUAUUUUUUAUUUCAGCAAUGAAUAAUUUAUCAUUGGGUGAUUAUAAACAAGUUAAUUUUGAUUAUAUUAAAAUCAAUCAAUAUUUAUUAGCAAAUAAAUUAAGAUGUCCAUUUAUUUUAGCAACUAGAAGUGCAUUAAAAGAAUCAACCAAUGCAUUAGCAGCAUCAUUAAUUGGUAGUUUUAGAUACUUUUCAGAGUUUUCAAAUAUUUUAAAUUUAUAUUCAUUCGAUUUUGGUGAAAUGGUAUUUACCAUUGCUAGUGGAUCACCAUUUAAAUGGAUGAAUAUGGCAAUUGAUUUACUAGAUCCAAAUAAACAUAUUCAAAGAGAAUAUAUUUUUAGAAAUGGUAAUGAAACUUGGUUUGAAAGAAUUGGUAAAAUUAAAAGAGUUAAAUCAAAAUAUCAAUCAAAAUCAUAUUUAGAUGAUAAAGAAGAUUCAUUAGUCGCAAGAUUAAAUCAAAAUUUAGAGUAUCAAUUAGAGGCAAAACAAAGCAAUUUAAAAGAAAAUGAAAUUGAAGUUCAAGUUGUGGCAACUGGUAUUAAUUUUAAAGAUAGUUUAAUUUUUAGAAAUCUUGUACCACCAGUUUUGGCAAAUCAUGAUGGUGAUUAUAGUAAACCUGAAUUUGGAAUUGAAUGUUCUGGUAUCGUUUCAAGAAUUGGUAGCAAAGUUACAAAAUUUAAAGUUGGUGAUUCAGUUUUAGGUAUAAGUUGGAAAUCAACAUCAUCUCAUGCCAUCAAUUAUCAAGAUGCAUUUGUUUUAAAACCAGAUAAUAUUAGUUUUGUAGAAGCAGCUUCAAUACCAUUAGUAUAUUGUACUUCAUUCUAUUCAUUAUUUUAUUCUGGUAAUUUAAAAAUUGAAAAUAAUGAAUCAGUAUUAAUUCAUCAAGCAAGUGGUGGUAUUGGUUUAGCAUGUUUAAAUAUUUUAAAAUCAUGUGGAUUUAAAUCAAAAUUAUAUGUAACAGUUGGUUCAAAAGAAAAAGAAGAUUAUCUAAGAGAAACCUAUGGUGAUUUUAUAACUGGAAUUUAUUCAUCAAGAAAUACAGAUUUCCUUGAAAAUAUUAAAACUGAUCUUUCAAAAAUAAAUAACAACAACAACGAAAUCAAAGAAAAUAACACCAUUAAUGAAAGUUUUGAUGAUGUUGAUCAAAUUUUACCAUUUAUUCAUAAAAAAGGUGUUGAUUUAAUUAUAAAUACAUUACCAUUUGAAUUUUUAGAUACAAAUUUCCUUUUACUUGGUCAAGGUGGUAGAAUUGUAGAUUUAUCAGUUAAUCAUUUAAAUAAUAAUGAUACAACUGAUUUUAGUAAAUUCAAAUGGUUUAUUGGUUAUAGUACAGUUGAAAUAUUUUAUAAUGGAUUUGAAAAAUCAAAACAUAUAUUACAAUUAAUAAUAGAUAUGAUUAAAAAUAAAGAAUUACCAUUAAUACCAAUUAAAGAGUAUCCAAUUAAUCAAAUUAAAGAUGCAAUUGAAUUUAUCGGUCAAAGAAAACAUAUUGGUAAAAUUGUUAUAAAUCAUAAAGUAGGUUUAAGAGAUGGUUGUUCAAAUUUAGUACAAGAUACAAUUAAAAGUUUACAAAAUCAUUUAAAGGAUAAUUAUUUAGUAGCUUCUCCAGAUUUUAAAUUCAUGGGUGAUAGUUUAGGUAAAACUAUUUUAUUAACAGGUCAAACUGGUUUAUCAUUAUCAAUCAUUCAAAUCAGUUUAUUAAAUAAUUAUCAAGAUUUAGAAGGUAUAAUUGUAAUUUCAAAAUCACCAAUUAGAAAUGAAUUACAAUAUCUCAUUUCAUUUGCUAAAUACCUUUCACGUAAAACUAGAGUUCAUUUUAAACAAGCAGAUUGUUCUAAAUUUGAUGAAAUAAGCAAAGCAAUAUCAGAAAUUUAUGAAAAAGAUGAUCCUAAUUUAUCACCAGUAGAAUCAAUAUUUCAUAAUGCAUUCGUACCAGUUAUGUCAGAACCACAAGAUAUUGGUAUGAAACAUAUUGAUGAUGCAUAUGAUGCUAAAACAACUGGUGCAAUGAAUCUAUAUUUGCUAGCGAUUUUAAAUGGUUGGAAAUUAAAAAACUUUUUUUUUAGUUCUUCAGUUGCUUCAGUUUCAGGUAGUUCGCGUCAAGCAGGUUAUUGUGGUGCAAAUCUUGUAUUAGAAUCAAUAGCUAAAACUAUUCAAUCUCAAGGUAUAAGAUGUUCAACAAUUUGUUGGGGUUCUAUUGGUGAUAUUGGUUAUGUUUCACGUAAUGAAUCAGUUUCAAAAUAUGUACAUGGUCUAGGUAAUAUUUCAAUGCCUUCAAAUAUGGUUUUAGGUUCAUUAGAUUUAUUAUUACAACAACCAACCCUAUCAACAGAUACUACAAUCGUUGCAUCAUUUGAUUUUAAUAAUUUACCAAAACUAUCAACAAAUGGAAGUAAUAAUCUUUAUUAUAAAUUUGAUUACUUUACAAAUCCAAUUCAAUCAAAUCAAAAUAAUUGUUCAAGUGAUGAUCUUUCAAUUAGAGAAGAAAUUCUUGCAAAAUUUUCAGAGUUUUUAUCAGUUGAUGAUCAAUCUAAAAUUAAUUUAGAUAUAAAAUUAUUAGAUUAUGGUGCAGAUUCAAUGGUAAUUGUAGAGUUAAAGAAUUAUUUAGAUAAAACAUAUACACCAAAUAUUUUAUCUAUACAACAACUUCAAAAUGUUACAAUUAAUCAAUUAAUUCAAUCAGUAACAGAUGCAAUGAAUAAAUUAAAUGGUAAUGAAAAUAAAUCAAUUAAAAAAUCAAAUAAAUUAGUACAACAAAAACAAAUCGAUUGGGUAAAAGAAAUUAAAUUAGAUUCAUCUAUAAAACCAACUGAUGAAAUGAUUAAAUUAUUUAAACAAUUACAACAACAACUAGCAUCACCAACUACAACAACUAGUAAUACAGUAUUUUUAACAGGUUCAAGUGGUUUUAUUGGAAUUUAUAUUCUAUUUUAUUUAAUUAAAUCAGUUAAUUGUAAAAUUGUAUAUUGUUUAAUUAGAAGAAAAACAAUUGAAGAAGCAACAACAUUUUUAAUUGAAUUUUUAAAAGUUCAUCAAUUAUAUAAUCAAUUAACAACAGAUGAAAUUAAUAAAAUCAAACCAGUAUUAGGUGAUUAUACAUUAGAUUCAUUUGGACUUUCAGUUGAUCAGUAUACAAAUCUUUCAAAUAAUGUAGAUUUAAUUAUAAAUAGUGCUGCAAGUGUAAGUUUUCUAAUGGAUUAUGAAGAUUCAAAAGUUGAAAGUGUAGAAGGUGUACUUCAAUGUUUAAGAUUUUCAUGUCAUAAUAAAUUAAAGAAAUUUGUUCAAGUUAGCACUCUUGGUGUUUAUUCAGAUGAUAAAAGAGAUAAUUUAGAUGAUUAUACAUUCGCUCAAAUUGAUCCAAAAAUUAUUCAAUCUAAAAAUUCAAUUAUCAAUGGUUAUUUACAAGGUAAAAUCGUAUCAGAAUAUCAUAUUAAAGAAGCUGCAAAUAGAGGUAUACCAUGUUGUAUCAUUAGAUUACCUUUUAUUGGUCCAAAUCCAAGUACUGGUGUUGGUAAUGAUUCAGAUUUUUUCCAAACAUUAUUACAAUCAUGUUAUGCAAUGUCAACAUAUCCAAAACAAGAAUCAGGUCUUCAAUUAUAUUCAACACCAGUUACUUGGGUAGCUCAAAACUUAUCAUUCAUUUCAAUGAAUCCAAAAUGUUGGUCAACUUCAUCAAAUAAUCCAUCAUCAAUUUCAGAAAAUUUAACAUGUUAUAAUUUAUUUGGUGAAUCAAUUUGUUUUAAUGUUUUAUUAACAGAAUUAGCAUCACAAUUAAAAUGGAAACCAACUCCACCCGGUGAAUUUUUAAAGAAAUUAAAAUCAUUCCCAAAUGAACCAUCUUGUAAUAAACUUCAUGUUGUUUUGAAAAAUUCAAAAAAUUUAUUACUCAAUAUUUAUAUACCUGGUAAUUAUAAAUUAAAUCCAACUUUAAAACAAUUAUUACAAUCAAAUAACACUUAUAAAGGUUGGAAAAUUACACCAGAAAUGAUUUUAACUCAUUUAUCUUUUACCUUUAAAAAAAUUAAAUUUAUAAAUUACAAAUAA